This is a messenger RNA of Acanthaster planci (crown-of-thorns starfish), 7423 nucleotides long. RefSeq names its product arrestin domain-containing protein 3-like. Gene Ontology annotation, biological process: protein transport. Gene Ontology annotation, cellular component: cytoplasm. Lineage: Eukaryota; Metazoa; Echinodermata; Asteroidea; Valvatida; Acanthasteridae. The record is from RefSeq and is a predicted model, not a curated record.
GACUGUGUGCAGUUAAAGGUCAUUACUCUGUCAUCAUGUACGUUACGUUUAUUCGUAUUCAAGGUCGUGGAUGUCAAGACGAAAAUAAUUUCCUGACCUACAAAGAUGUUCUCGCACCAGUUCUCUUGGAAAUUGGGCCUGGAAAUGUGCCUGCAACACAGCAGAUUCACGGGAAGCUGAUGCUCUAUCGAGCUGUUUCAAAGCGUUGUUGAUAACAGCGGAGCAGAAUGGUGAAACUGAAAGAUUUUCAUAUAAUUUUGGACAGUAACAAAACUGUUUACUCGGCCGGCGAGUAUGUGUCGGGGCACGUUGUGGUGGAGUUGCGAGGGGAUAUGAAGAUGAGAGGCAUUCGAAUCUACAUGCGAGGACUUGCAAAGGUUCAUUGGAGUGAGUCCAGGGGAGGUGGCCAUCAGACUGGCUCCUACACCAAAUACUACGAUGCGGAGGAAGAAUAUUUCUACAUGAAGCAGGUUCUCUUUGGAAAAGAUGAACAUGAAGGCGGCAGUAACCCUAUACUCCGAGCUGGCCAUCACGAGCUACGAUUCAGCUUUCAAAUUCCAUACGGGAGAGUAGCGACAUCCUUUGAGGGUAAAUACGGAAGAAUACGUUACUGGCUAAAGGCAGAGAUUGACAAGCCGUGGGGAUUCAACAGUAAAACCAAACGGGCCUUCACAGUCAUUGAUCAUAUUGACAUCAACACCCCUGCACUUCUGGCUCCCCAGACAGGAUUUCAAGAGAAGACGGUGUGUUGUGGGCUAUGUGUCGCCGGUAACAUCAGUAUGUCUAUCAAGACAGACAGGAAAGGCUAUUGCCCAGGUGAAUCGAUUGCUAUCUCUGCUGAGCUUCAGAAUGGCUCAUCGCGUCGCAUCAAGCCCAGAGCCACUCUUUACCAACGCACCACCUUCUUUGCCGAUGGCAAGUCCCGAUCUGUGCGCAACCCCGUGGCCUUCUUACAGGGUAGCACCAUCAGAGGGAGGAGAACUGAGAACUGGAAUAACAAGCUGUUGAAGAUACCGCCUAUCACCCCUACCUUGACCAACUGUGGCAUUAUCAAAUUAGAGUACUUUCUUACAAUCUGCCUUGACAUCACCGGUGCCAUGAACCUGAAUCUCCACUUGCCCAUCGUGAUUGGAACAGUCCCCCUCCGAGCGCCCCCUUACACCCCCUUUGACCCUCUUGCCGUUGGAAGCAUGGACCUCGGCUUUGCCGGGAUGUUCCCCUCCCCGCCAAUUGCAGACAUAGCCCCACCUAGUUACGCUGAAUGCCUGUUUGGUGCUGUGGAUAUCCGUGAUGAUGAAACUGAAGAUAUGAUGGGUGACACGCUGAUGUUUACUCCCAUGUACACCUACGUACCAAACUACGAGUUCAGACAACCGCCACCACCGUAUUCACCGACGGACCCUAAUGCCUCGAUGUCCCAAAGCUCAUCUGAUCACUACAGUCCCUGUCUGUCUUGACAAGAUGGUGGUUCUACAGCCUAGCCACCUGGAUAGUCAUUGCCACAAGUGUGGCAUGCAAACGGCCCGUAGUAUGGUAGCAGGUAGGACGUUAACAUGUUACUGUGCAAUAAGAAUUUUCAUUACAGACUCUAGCCACAUCUGACGCUCCCGCUACCUGCAAAGUUAAAAAACAAUUGUCUGUACUUGUUACAACGGCGAAUGUAUGACUGCAUUGUGACUGCACAAUGUGACUGCUGCAAGUUUUACAUAAGGCUGAUUAUUUUUCUAUGCUUAAAGACAUCUAGGCAUUUAGGUCCAUCCGUGUACCCGACUCGGUGAAUCAAUCAGGUGGGAUGAAUCCACAAACCAAAAUGAUCAAUCUGAAGUUCCUCUUAUGGCAAAUGUCUUAACGUUAUGCCUGGGGCUGGCCCAUUCGGCAUAAAUGUGAGAAAUGUGUCCAUGUUCAAAUCUGACUUACAUUAGAGUCAGCGUGUGUGCAGGGUGAAAGCUGGUUUUGAUUUCAAUGUUAAGUGUUGUGCUGCCAAAUUCCCAAAAGUGUGAAGGCAUUUUUAACUUAAAUUUUGCCUUGUUUCUUAACAUCAAAAUUACUUAACAUUUGCAUCAUGGAAAAACCGGACGUAUAGAGCUUGCUGAACAUUUCACGUCUAUCACACACCAAUCCUUGGCAGCCAAUAUCUUCAUGAAGCUUAUGGUAUUAAUUUCAACAAAUCAGCUUGGAUUUUCCUUUCUGAUAAAACUUCAGUUAUUGCCUCAAACCAUAUGGUACUUUCAUGCCUAUUUAAGGCAACUGCUUGUUUUUUUUUUCUUUGAAAGAGCUGUUUUUCAGUGGGAGUCUGUAUAUUAAACUACAGCGUGAGUUUUGUAAAGAUGUUUUCCUUAUGUAAGUAUGUACUGUAGGCAGGUUUUGAUGUAGCAAAAAGAAAUAUCAGGUGACUAGACUACCAGUAGUUUUGGUAGCUGAUUUAAGUUAAUCAAAUACUCGUACAUAAAAACAGUCAUUGUGUAACAUUUGUGUAAUAAUGCAUUGCAUUGCUUUAUUGUUAGAGUCAGAUUGCAUCUUACUCAUGUACAUGUAAUGAGGCAUGUAGCGUGCAUGUGUGUACAGAUUAUACAAGGAGUAGAAAAUUUGCUCCGAUGACGUCUGUGGACCGCAGAGAAAUUCAGAAAUGCAAUGAAUUUAAGCUUAGUGAUGGCAUGAUGGCCCUUUGCCAUUUUAUUUUUUCCGAAGAAAGAUAUGUGCGGCUAGAAACUUUUUAUUAUCCUGAGUUCAGCUGGCCAGGAUAUCAUGAAAUGCUGCUUUAUCGUGAUUCUGGUGUGACAAAAUUAAAGGGGUAAUCUUGGGAAUGCUGCCGGCCCUGAGUGACUUGAGAUAGUAGCCGUGAAAUUCCUAUUCCCAAAUUGGCUGUAUGCUUUCAUAUGCACUGUGGAUUUUCACAAAGCUCAGAGCUGUUUGUUUGUACAGUUGGAGUCAUUUCUCCACAUAGUGCACAGUGGCAGCUGUAGUAAGCUUAUUACAUGUAAUCUUCCCCUGACCCCUCUGCCCACCAAAUGUUGCUGGAAUGUUAGUAUGGGGGCUUACUUUGUUUCAAUGGUACAUUCCCGUGGUGUGGUGCAGAUACACUGUGAAUGUAGUAAGUGCUGUUGGAUCUGUCCAACUCUUUGUUCAGGUGUUACCAUGGAAGAAAUGCAAACCCAAGUGGCUGUGUUUGGAACCAGCUUCCUGGGCUAUGGCUGCAUCUUUGCCUAGAUCUUUGCAACUGGCAGUAGCCUAGACCACUGAUUUCUAUACUGACUGGAUGGUAGGCUAUGCACUGAUUGGCCUAGGCCAUCGUCAAGCCACCAGGUAGCCAUCUUACUUCACCUUAGUCUUGAUACCAAGUCAGCACUGAAUCGGUUUCAGUCUCCACACAUGAUCCACACCAAAUCCAUUCACAAGUACAUGUAUUUGUGCGGGGACAUUGGUUAACAUGUGGAAGAUAAGUCGAAAAUUGGCCAGUCAUGUUGCUGAUUUUAAAGCUAUAUUAGAGCCACUUCAGUGGAUUUCAACUGAAGUUCAAAACAAAUAUCAAAGGACUUGUCAUUAAGUCUAACUGCACCAAAAAGCCUAGUUUCACAGAAUCCUUUCAUACCUUAUUGCUCAUGUGGUGCAUGGGGAUUUUGUUAGUUUGCGAUUUUGAGAAGAGAUCGCUCAUCUCUAUGUGGGAUUGAUAACGUUUUAAGUGAAUCAAGAUGGCCGCUUGUGACCUCAAUUUGUGACCUCUUCCAGUUUGUACAGAAAUUAGUACCCUGGACACAAGACUCCAACACAGCCGUGGCUACAACACUUUCCCUGGUAUGCAGUGAAUCUGUGAAAGGUUAAAGUACAGUGUAAAGUGCUUUCAUUUGCAGAACCGGGUCCCACACCUUAUAGUCUUUAAUAUAGCGGAAGGAUUGGAACCAACCUUUUUUGCUCCUGUAGGCCAGAUCUUGCUCUGACUGCAUAAGAAUCAGCACCUAUUUGGAUCACAGCCUUGGUUUUUGCCAUUGUCACAAAUGGUCAAAAAGCCAUGCCAUCCACUUCAAGCACUGGGUGUACCCCUGGUGCCUGUGUUCAGAUUUCACACCAGUGAAAUGUUAAAGCACCAUCAUUGCCACUGAGGCUACAGAGGCGUCCUCAGUAGUGAUGUAGGGAAGUCAUAGGUGAGGAAUUUCUUACUGAUUUAUGUCUAGUUCCCAUAACUAGCCCUACCAGUAAAUUAAUUGAUACAUGACAGAGGAAAUACAUGCAGGCAAGACAUUCUUCAGUUUGUUAAGGAUGCCUGGAUAAUCAUUCUCAAGUGCUGUCAACCCCACACCCAGGGGAGAUAGGGUGGGAAAGUGGAUAACGUCUGAAAACUAUUUUAAAAACUACUAAAUUAAAGAAACAUAACAACAUAAUAUAACCUUUUUCUGUGAAGUCAUGAUAGCAUACAUGUACUAGAUUCUUAUUCACUAUUUUUGUAAUAAAUGUAAGUGAAAAAGUGUGGACUGAAUUUCUUAUCAACAAGUGGAAAUGUUUGUUGGUUGAAGAGACACUUAUUUUUGUAGGACUUGUACAUGUAGUAUUGCUUUAGUUUUCUAGUUUUGUGUACCUGGGUAGAUUUUUUCAAGACAAGCCUUACAUGCACAGUACAUUAGGACCAGGCAAGUAUUACGUGCACAUGUAAGUGCAUACAAGUGACAUACAAGGUUUUUUAAGUGUUAAAAAGGUGUGGUAUUUUGUCACGUCGAGUGAAACUUGACUCUCUGCAUUAAGUAAUGCACUUUCAGUUUAGGAUGUUUGAAACAUACAUGGUCACUGGUGGAGCUAUGUUUGUACACGCUGAUGAGAUGUACAUACUGGAGUUUGCUUUUGUGAGGAAAGGAGUUGAAUUUUUCAUAGUUGUGCUCCCAACUUUUUCACUUUAAUGGUACUGGUAUAAGUCUUUGAUUUGCUGCUGUACGUAUAAAGUAACUGAUGAAAUUAGUGUGGACAACAUUGUAGUUGGUUGAGAGGCAGACAUGGGAUUAAACUCCCCAUGGACUUCUUCUUCCAAGCAAGCUGUCCUUUUUUUAAGAGAGCAGUGAAAGAAGGCCAUUUCCAACCAUUUGUCUGAAAGACACCUUUUUGGAAAUUGCUGUUAAUUUAUUUUUUCUUUUUUCAUUUGGGGAAUUGCAUGCAAGCGUUGACACAGUGCACACAGGUGCACAACUGCUACUCUCCCAUGCGGUGUGGAACAUCACAUAGCUGCAUUCAGCUGAAUCAGAACAUGCCCCAGGCACUGUGGCCACAAUUCAGAGCAUGAUUCUGUGGCUUUGGAUUGAAAUUAAAAUCGAGAUCUUAGAAUAUUAUUUUUCUAAUAAUGUUCGGGCUUCACUGAGCUUGAACACCAUCAGUGUUAAACAGUUGUUAGGUACCUUCAGAAGUUUAAGCACUUUUAUUACCUCAAACACACCAUAAUGCACAUGUGACAACUGACAGACUGCACCUUUAACCAUUGCUGCUGGAACAGGAUAAAGUAAUUUUUGUACUUUCAAGAACAUGAGUUUUCAUUUACUCUAUGAAAUUUGGUCAUCACUCUAUGUUACCAACAUACCUACAACGGAAGUGCCACAUCAUCUAAUACAUGUACUUCAUCAAGUACAAUUUUCCAUGACAAAAUGGUUGAUACUGCAUAAUUUCUGCGUGAAAGUUUACAUGUAUAUGUACCGUAUUUAUACAUGUCUCUAUCCAUUGAUGGAGUAAAUUUUAGAGGAAAAAAAGUGUUCUGUGGGUGUAUUUAAUCAUAAGUGGAUCAAUUGAACAUGUUGAAAUGUGUUGACUCUGAUGAAAAUAUUUUCCCGAGCACUGGCUGUCACUAUUUUGACAUUACAAAAUUUAACGUUUGUAUGCACAUUAAAUGACACACUUUUUGGGCAGUGCAUUGUAAGCAGACAUAACUUGGCAUGUAUAUACACCGUAGCAGAUUCAGUGUGUAGCACAGUCGGUGAUGUCCUUUGUGAAUUCCGUGCACAGCAGUAUAUAUGUAAUGUUAUGUUCAAUUGUCAUAUUGGUGCAGAACUGACGAGUUGAGAACCAUUUGUGUACAUGUGCAUCAUCAUUUUGUGUUGCACUCACUAUUGGCUAUUUGAACAGUUUGUUGCAGUCUUGUUGGAGAAGUGCAACGUUGUGGAGUAUGUUAACAUCUAAUAGGAGCAAUUCACAUUACUGCUGAAAAUAAAAAAAAUUGUCAAUGGAUCGGAAAUCUCAAAAAGGGUUUUUUUUUGGGUGAUAUUUAUACAUGCAGAAACUUCUGCUAAAAAAUCUGUAUUUCUUGCCGAAAGUUAGGAAUAAUGAUUUGCCGUUCAUGUUACGUGUGAAACCAGUUGUCUGGAAGAUACCAUGCUUGGAAACUUCUGAGUUCUCUGCAACAUUCUAAAACUACUUGAAGAGUUGCGUCCAACACUGUAAAUAACAGGUCCAUUAUUCUGACAAGUCUGAAGCACCCCUUGCACCCCAUCCACAACUGUAUCCUAAUGGCUUAUUUUUUGCACCCAGCUGGAUCGAAUGACCAACUCCCCUUCAUUUUGUUAUGCUAUCAGAACACCACUUUGGCUCUAGAAAAAAAAAAAAACUGCAGACAUCAGACCGGGUAGCGCCUUGCAAGGUAUUGGAAUAUAUAUGUACAUGUAUUUAAAAACUGGUUUUUAACUUGCACUUUUUAAAAGGGUAUCAAAAUAUAAGCCUGUACGUAUUUAUGGUAAUAAUAGCAUGUAAACUCUCAUGGCUGUGCACCAGAAGUUAUUUGUUGUUUUGUAAUAUUUAUAUUUUAUUUUUGUUGACAUACGCGAUGCAUGCUGAAUGUACUCGAGUAUAGACCAAAGGUAUAGACUUAUUAUGGUUUGCGUUUUGUUAUUACCAAAAUGAUGGCAUUGUAUGUAUUGUUUGUAAGCUGGAUAAGUAUUUGAUAACAAGAUUGAUGUCAUCUUCAUUUUGGUGUGAGUUUGUUUGUAAAUGAACACUUUGUCUAUUUUUUAACACACAUUAGUUAUCCUAGUUAUCACAUGAAAUCCAGAUGUGAUUUUUCGGCCAAAUCUUUUGGAACAGGCAGAGUUUCUGAAACCUAAUUAUAUAAAUUUGAUUAAUCAAUGAAGACAAUUUUCAAACAGCCCCAAAGGAACCAGUGGUUUUAAUUACUCAUCGCCGUUGCUGUUGUGUAUUUUAUGCAAGUUGCUUUGUAAACCUAAAUUCGGUAUAAGUUGUGCAAUGUCCUGAAAACGUUGGAUUGUGAAUCUUCAGUAUUACAUCCGAUCAUUUUAUUGUUGUCACCUGAGACUUGGUUUGUGUGGACAAUUCUUGUCCAUGUACAUUAAUGUAUUUAUUCACGCAUCGCGCUGUUUUACUUUACACAGACCAAAGGGUUCAGCGUAUUACCGACACGUAUUCUUGAAAUGUUUGCUUUUUGAAUAAAACAAGUGAAAACGAA